Panicum virgatum (switchgrass) is the source of this 2923-nucleotide messenger RNA. RefSeq names its product probable inorganic phosphate transporter 1-4. Bases 1204 to 2808 code for a protein of 534 amino acids. The record is from RefSeq and is a predicted model, not a curated record. Gene Ontology annotation, cellular component: membrane. The transcript has a single exon. Gene Ontology annotation, molecular function: phosphate transmembrane transporter activity. Gene Ontology annotation, biological process: phosphate ion transport; transmembrane transport. NCBI's taxonomy places the organism in Eukaryota, Viridiplantae, Streptophyta, Magnoliopsida, Poales, Poaceae.
CCCACUUUUUACAAACAAAACCCCAGAGAAAAGGAAAAUUAUAAAGAAGCCCUAAAGCUACUGUUCAUCUUCCUCGACUUCUCCGGCGUCUCGUUCGCCAUCGUCUCCCCCUACAGCUUCCAAAUCCACCUCCCAUGACGCCAAGGGACUCCGAAUCUUGGUAAAGCCGCAAGAGCCAACGCCCGGUACUCCACCAAGCACAUCGAUUCUGCUGAACGCCUAUCGGCCGUCACCCUGACAUGAUAGGAGAGGAACAAGAGGUCUGCCAUCGCCGGCCGGAUGACCGACGACCGAAAGAAGAGUCUGCCGUUGCUAAAUGACUCAGCGGCCCAGACAAACCACGCACCCACAGGGAUGUCCUAGGUUCCCACCCUUUCGCCGAGAAAAAGGGGAAAAGAACUCACUCUGACAUCACCAGCUCGGUCGAAGAAGCUCCUGCUUCGUCCGCCGGCGGAGCACCUCGCCGCGCAACCGUUGAAGCCGAAGCUACCCGAGCCGUCGCCGGAUCCGACGCCGAGGAGACAAAAGGCCCCAUCUGGCACCGACGCCGGAGAGGAGACAAAAUCGUCGCCGGCGAGGACUUGAGGAUCAUUGUCGAGGCCGGCAACACAACUUAUUUGCCGCCAGAGCUGCUGCACAACCGCUGCUCCCGGCAUCACCUGCUCCACCAUCAAUGAUGACGGCGAGCUAAACCUAGGAGAAGCUAAAAAACUAGCUACCCUAUACAGGCCGCCCGUCGAUUCCCCCGGCCCCCUCCCUCUCCGACGGCAUCCCGGCCACCGGAGAGGAAGGGCGCCGGCGGAAUCUCCGGCUGAUUCGCUUUCGGCCGCCCUUUCGCCUGGUCUGUACUGUUGACGAGAGGAUAAGGACGCGGAAGCCUCUACUAUCCGGUCUGUACUGUUGGGGCUUAAGUUAAGUAUCAUCUGGAGUACACGCCUCAGGUCUUUGACUAUAAUGAGUAAUGACCACUGCUUUGGGAUUUGUUAGGAAGAAGGAUUGGAGCACAGGUUCUCCUUGACCUCUUCCAUCCCCUGGAGUAAUCCGGCAGUUUAACAACCUCUUGGAGUUUACGCAUUGUAAAUUUUAGUUCCGAUUGAUUGAGUAUUUCUAGUGUCAGAUUUGUUUCAUUGAAGCAACAACACAGUACAAUUCUCUGAUUCACAGCACCUAAUACUUAUAGUGUGCAGAAGCUGAUUGACCGUCAUGGCUCGCGAGCUUAAGGUUCUGAAUGCGCUCGAUGCCGCCAAGACGCAAUGGUACCACUUCACGACUAUUGUGAUCGCCGGCAUGGGCUUCUUCACCGACGCCUACGACCUCUUCUCCAUCUCCCUCGUCACCAAGCUGCUCGGCCGCAUCUACUACUUCGACCCCAGCUCCAGGACCCCCGGCACCCUGCCGCCCAACGUGUCGGCGGCCGUCAACGGCGUCGCCUUCUGCGGGACGCUGGCGGGGCAGCUCUUCUUCGGCUGGCUCGGCGACAAGAUGGGGCGCAAGAAGGUGUACGGAAUGACGCUGAUGCUCAUGGUCAUCUGCUGCAUCGCCUCUGGACUAUCGUUCGGGUCCAGGCCCACGGGCGUCAUGGCCACGCUCUGCUUCUUCCGCUUCUGGCUCGGCUUCGGCAUCGGCGGCGACUACCCGCUGUCCGCGACCAUCAUGUCCGAGUAUGCCAACAAGCGGACGCGCGGCGCGUUCAUCGCGGCGGUCUUCGCCAUGCAGGGAUUCGGAAACCUCACCGGCGGCAUCGUCGCCAUCAUCAUCUCGGCGGCGUUCAAGGCUCGGUUCGACGCGCCGGCCUACAAGGACGACCCUGCCGGCUCCACUGUUCCGCAGGCCGACUACGCGUGGCGCAUCGUUCUCAUGUUCGGCGCCAUCCCGGCGCUGCUCACCUACUACUGGCGCAUGAAGAUGCCCGAGACGGCGCGCUACACCGCGCUGGUCGCCAAGAAUGCCAAGCAGGCGGCGUCGGACAUGACGCAGGUGCUCAACGUCGAGAUCGUCGAGGAGCCGGAGCAGACGGAGGAGCUGGCCGCGCGGCACGAGCAGUUCGGGCUCUUCUCCCGGCAGUUCGCCAAGCGCCACGGCCUCCACUUGCUCGGCACGACGGUGUGCUGGUUCCUGCUGGACAUCGCCUUCUACUCGCAGAACCUGUUCCAGAAGGACAUCUACACGGCCGUGAACUGGCUUCCCAAGGCGGAGACCAUGAACGCCCUCGAGGAGAUGUUCAGGAUCUCCCGCGCGCAGACGCUCGUCGCCCUGUGCGGCACCAUCCCAGGCUACUGGUUCACCGUCUUCUUCAUCGACAUCAUCGGCCGCUUCGUCAUCCAGCUCGGCGGCUUCUUCUUCAUGACGGCGUUCAUGCUCGGCCUCGCCAUCCCGUACCACCACUGGACGACGCCCGGGCACCACAUCGGCUUCAUUGUCAUGUACGGCUUCACCUUCUUCUUCGCCAACUUCGGGCCCAACUCCACCACAUUCAUCGUGCCGGCAGAGAUCUUCCCGGCACGGCUGCGGUCGACGUGCCAUGGCAUUUCGGCCGCUGCUGGUAAGGCGGGCGCCAUCAUCGGGUCGUUCGGGUUCCUGUACGCCGCUCAGAGCACGGACCCAAAGAAGACGGACGCCGGGUACCCGCCGGGCAUCGGAGUCCGCAACUCGCUGUUUGUCCUUGCCGGGUGCAAUGUCGUCGGGUUCUUUUUCACGUUCCUUGUGCCGGAGUCGAAGGGGAAGUCGCUGGAAGAGCUCUCCGGCGAGAACGAGGAUGACGAGGCGGAAACGUCUGCCACGGCCGAGUACAGGGCUGCGCCGGCUUGAUAUGGAAUAAAAUAAACCUGGCAAUCGUCUGUGUUGGCAAAUUCGACCAAACGCAUUAUAUUAUUUUAUGAAUAAUAUCGCUGUGUGUACGGUCAAGUUUAAGCCAGAAAGCUGU